Messenger RNA from Closterium sp. Yama58-4, 834 nucleotides. The record is from the annotation of a GenBank genome assembly. NCBI's taxonomy places the organism in Eukaryota, Viridiplantae, Streptophyta, Zygnematophyceae, Desmidiales, Closteriaceae.
AUGUCACUCACAUGGCAGGUGAGCGAGAUGGCAUCGAAGCACCACCCCAACCUGGUGCGGCUGCUGGGCUACGCCACGUGUGGGGACCUGCGGGAGCGCAUCGAGCAGAUCCUCGUCUACGAGUUCAUCCCCAAUGGGGACCUCGACAAGUGGCUCAGCAAAGAUGCGCCCUCACCCCUGACACUGGAGCAGCGGCUGGGCGUGAUAGUGGGAGCAGCGCGCGGGUUUGAGUACCUGCAUGGCUUUGACAUCGUGCACCGCGACAUCAAGCCCGCCAACAUCCUGCUGGAUGCCAACAUGCAGCCCAAGGUGGCGGAUUUUGGUCUCGUGCGAGCGGAGGGGGGCAGCACCGUGCAAGCCACGCAGGUGAUGGGCACACCGGGCUAUGUGGACCCGGCUUAUUCUCACACGCAGAAGGCCACUCCUGCCACUGAUGUGUACAGUUUUGGAAUUCUGAUGCUGGUAUUGCUCACGGGCAGGCAUGUGACCUUCGAAGCGGACAGCCGCUCAUGGAACAUCCUUGACUGGGAGAAGCUGUGCGAGGGGUCAGUGGAAGCGAUCUCAGAUCCGCGCAUGGGCCCCGUUUCCCCACACGCCCUGCAGCGCAUGGCAGACCUGGCGGUGCGCUGCUGUGCCACCUUCACUGCCGACCGGCCGUCCAUGGGGCGCAUUGCGCAGGAGAUGGAUGCGAUGCGUGCUGAGGUGUGCGGUGGAGAGGAGCACGUGCACAACAAGGCUUACAUGAAGGUGGAUUCUGAACUCCGGGAGAAGAUGCUUUAUCAGAGUCAGAUUAGCGAGGACAGUUUGGACGAUGCGCUUUCCUCGAUUGAGUAG